Molecule: messenger RNA, 2883 nt
Organism: Acaulospora morrowiae
Lineage: Eukaryota; Fungi; Glomeromycota; Glomeromycetes; Diversisporales; Acaulosporaceae
Source: the annotation of a GenBank genome assembly
UUGCCUACACUUUUGAACCCGGAUUUUCUUGCUUCUGGCUUGAGCCGUGGAUUUUAUGAAUAUGUGAAUAAAGUUGGCGAAGCUAGAAGCAAACAGGAAGAAGAACGAUUUGUAGCUGAAGAACUUUCCUCCCUCAAAUCCAAAUUAAAUCAUCCCAAUAUCUCUUCCACAAAAAUUAAAGAUUACAUAACAAGAUUGAUUUAUUGCGAUAUGCUGGGGUAUAAUGUUGAAUUUGGUCAUAUUCAUGCUGUCAAAUUGACUCAAAGUGCCAAAGGAUUAUGGGACAAACGCGAUCUGAGGAGUAGUAAUCAUCUUGAAGUAUGUUCAGCCCUAACAGCUCUAUGUCAUGUAAUGAAUCCAGAUAUGAUACCAGCAGUAUUCAAAUUCGUGGAAGAGAAAUUGUCCCAUCCAAAAGAUUUAGUCAGGAAGAAAGCGAUUAUGGUUUUUAAUAGAUUGUUUCACAACGCACCGGACUUAAUGACACACCUCGAUGAUAAAUUUCGUCAGAUGUUAUCUAAUAGGGACCCAGGAGUGUUAUGCGCGAUUCUAUCUCUUUUUGUGGAUUUUGUCAAGGCCGAUCCAAGUAAAUACAAAGAUCUUAUCCCUGUUCUUGGUAACAUUUUGGAGCAAGUGCUUGAUAGAUGGUUACCUCGUAGUUACGAUUAUCACGGUGUUCCGGCACCGUGGGUCCAAUUGAAGAUAAUAGAAAUCAUGGGAUUGUUGGCCAAGGAUGAUGAAAAAAUAAGCUUGGAAGUUUGUCCGCAUAUUGUUCACACGCUCAAAAAGGCCGAGAAUGGAGUAGAUGCUGCAUUUGCAAUAAUAUUCGAAUGCAUAAGGGCUAUAUCACUGUUGCAUCCGCAAGCCCUAUCAAAAUUGGUCCAUAAAUCCCUGCCUCUCAAUCCACUCAGCGUGAUAACUCGAUUUUUGAAGUCGCAUAAUCACAACCUUAAAUAUUUGGGUCUGAUUGCGUUGUCAGAGGUUGAUACUGUUUGGUGGGUGGAGGGUCAAUGGUGGGGUGAAGAGCAAAUGAAUGUUAUUGUGGAAUGCUUGGAAGAGAAGGAUGAUACCUUGAGAAGAAAGACUUUGGAUCUACUCUACAUGAUGGCCAACGCGCAAAACGUCGCAGUCGUUAUAGAACACAUGAUCAACGCUUUGCGUACCAUGCCAACAACUGAUGAUGUAUCGCAUUCCGAUGACGGUAAAAAGGAUGAAGAAAUGCGCCGAUGUGCUGUAUCAGAAGCGACAAAGGUGUUAGAGAAGAAUUCGAACGAUCAGUCGGUUGACUUGUUAUUGCUGGCUCUUAGGAUAUUGGGCGAAUUUCCUGAUUAUUGUGAAACUCCAGAAGAAAUCAUGGUAAAGAUGGGUGAGCUUCUUGCGAGGAAAAAUGCAAAACGCGAAAUUCAGUCUCAAACAAUCGCAACGUUGUUAAAAUUUGUUGCAAAGUCGAAACAUUGUCCCGAAAAUGUGUUGGAAGCCGUCAAUAAAUGCAUGCAAUCGCCUUUCUGCGACGUAAAACAGAGGUGUCAAGAAUUUAUUGUUCUAUCAAAUGAUUUUACCUUGUUGGAUGAGAUCAUGAAGCCUGUUAUGGAAGUGGAUGAUUUGGUGGUUGACGAAUCAUUGUCAUUUUUAAAUGAUUUUGUUGAAGACGCUUUGAAGAAUGGAGCAAAGCCUUAUGAUCCUAUACCAAUCGUUCACGAAAAACCUGCUUUGGCGGUGGAAAUCAGAUAUGAAGCUUAUGAAAAACCCCCCGUGGACACCAGAUUAUCCCAAAUUGAUAGAAAUGUAUUACCUUCUGGUAAUCUUAAUAGUUUGCCCUCUAGCCCUACAAUGACUCCUGGUCAAUUAGCUUGGUUAGGCGUCACGCAUUCUGCUAGUUCAUUAAGUACCCAUCAAGAACAUCCAUAUUCACAUAAUAAACAGACUUACUCGUUUGGAAAUUUGCAUGAGCAUUCUUUAUUGCUCAAUAACUCACAAGAGUAUUCAUAUGGAGAGUAUGAUGAGCAUGAUGCUAUUAUGAGGCAAUCGACGACCUCACCUCGUCCGAAGUUAGCACUUACCACAAAAUUUCAAAAUUGGAGUCGAUCAGGUUAUAAGGUGAAUCAAGGAUCCUCAAAGAAAUCUUUAAACUCCCCAACUUUGUCAUCCAGUACUGUAGAUAGUGAUCUUAAAUCCCCUUCGAGCAAUGUCCAUCCUUUCCUGAGAACAUCAAACAAGGCGGCACCAACAACUUCCGUGACCACUAAGACUAUAUUAUCAUCGGAGAAAGAACGAUUAGCUUCGGCUUUAUUUAGUGGUGUUGGGAGUUCAUCGGUAAGCGGCACAUUUUCUCCUACUUUAUCAGGGAGUCAUGACAAUUCUAGCUCUUAUCGAAAGAGUUUGCCUUUGAAGCAUAAACAUGCAGUUUCAGACAUCCACGAUCUCUCUUUUCUGCAGAUUCAUGGAAAUAAUGUAUUGAAUGAUUUAAAACCAAUACAAAUGACUACACAAGAAUUUGCCGGAUUUUGGACAAAAAUGACUUAUGAACGAAAGGAAGAAGUGAUCGGAGAACUGGCAAUAGAUAAUAUGGAAGUUGUUAAGCGAAGAUUAGAAAAUGGAUUAAAUGAUGCAUUCGAAGCUGACAUAGGCAUUACUGGAUUGCACGGUAAAUUCUGUAUUGUUGAAGUGAUAGGCAAUGAAGCAAUAGCGGCUUCACAAUACAAAAAUCCAUUGACUCCUGUUACCUCUUUUGGCAUGUCAAAUGGAAAAUUGGUUUUGUUACAUUUUAGGCUGCAGCCAUCACUCUGUGCAUAUGCAAUUAGAGCUGAUCUGGAAUCUAUUGCAAACAGUAUUUCCAAGGAGUUGAAACCAUAUUUCAUGUCAUAUUGUAUGGAAGAGAAUCACUAA